CCCACAUGGUUUUUCCCUCCCAGAAGCCUUCAGUUCGUAACAACAUGGCGGCGCCCGGCAGGCACGUAGGGCAUUACAUCCAGAGAAACAGUCGCUUUUUGUUGAAUAACGUCGAGCUUUUGCGGGGUCACAGGUGUUUUGGUUGGACUUCAGCUCUACGACAACAAGCUGCAGAAGCUAAUAAAGAAUCUACAGAGACUAUUGUCAUCCCCAGGAAGAAAACAUGGAGCAAGGAGGCAGUGCUGGAGGCUCUGGCUUCGACUGUUGGCAGGGAUCCUACAGCAUAUCCCUACGAGUAUCAGGAUGAUCCUUACCUCGCUCCCAGAACCACUGCUGAGUUUAAGCUGUUCUCUCUCUCUCAGGAGGCUGGCAGAUCUGCAGCUAAAUACUUUGUCAACAGCAAUCCCAAGUUCUUCACCAAAGACUUUGCUGAGCCACAUAUACCAUGUCUGAUGCCAGAGACUGUGUCGCUGCUUCUCGAGGAGGUGACUGAGGAGGCACUGAACGAACGAAUCAACUUGAGGAGAGUUACAGCUGCUGUUGACAUGUAUGAUCGACUCCUGCAAGCUGGCACAGCGGUCUCUAUGGAAACAACCCAUGACCUGUUAGACCUGAUCUGUCUCUACUGUGACAGAGACCCUCUCCAGGAGGGACAACCACAGAUGGAGGACAUGGAGGAGUCAGGAGAGGAAGUGAAGAGAAAGAAAACAAGGUUUGGUCGGGCUGCAGACCUGCUGAGAUCCACCUGGAGAGAAAACAACAAUGCAGAGAGAAUCUUUAACCUGCUGCCAGAGAGAGACACACGGUGUUACUCCGCUCUGAUCAGAGGCAUGGUGAAGCAUGGAGCCCACGCAAAGGCCUUCAGUAUGUACACAGACUUGCUAAACAACAGGCUGAACGCUGACGUCCACAUCUUCAACGCGUUGAUUUCAGCAGCUCCAGAUGUCAGAGAAAAAUUCAACGAGAGAUGGGACCUCAUCGCGGAGCUGUUGAACCAGAUGAAGCAACAGAAAGUUCAGCCCAACCUGCUGACCUUCAACAGCGUUUUCAAAGCUCUCAGACGCUGUGGGUAUGUGGCCAGAACACAAGCUCUACCCACUCUGAAUGAGAUGAAGGCUCUGGGAAUAGCUCCCAGCCUGGCCACCUACCACCACAUCGUGGCAAUCUUUUACAAAGCUGCCUCCACUGGCAAGAACAACACUGACAUUUUACACGAAGUGAUGUCAGAGCUGGCAGGAACCAGCUUCACCUGCCAGGACCCCAAUGAUGUUCAGUUCUUCAUGAGCGCAAUGAGAAUAUGUAUGGAUAGCAAAGACCUGGAGCUGAGUUAUAAGGUCCAGAGCCUGGUAGAAGUGGGACAGAACUGGAGGCUUCUGGGAGAGCCCUACCAAAAGAGUACAUACUAUGGUCGCUUCUUCAGCCUGCUGUGUAUGAUGGAGCACAUUGACAUGGUGUUGAAGUGGUACAGACAGCUCAUUCCCUCGUUGCACUACCCGCACCAUCAGGGAAUGAGGGACCUGCUGCAGGCUCUGGACACCGACAGUCGUCUGGACCUGCUGCCCACUAUAUGGAAAGAUAUCCGCUCUCUGGGUCAUGAUAAUAAGUCAGAUCUGGUGGAGGAGAUGCUCGCUCUGAUGGCCAGAGACAGACACAGUCCUGAGGUUCAGGAGUCUUUUGCAGUGUGUGCUCUGGAUGUAAAGAGUGUGUUUGAUGAGGAAAGAGGGAAGAUGCGUCUGGAGUGGAGCAACUCCUCCCUCUCUAACAUCAUCUCCCUGCUGCUGCGAGCCAACAGAACCCAACAGGCCUGGGAGAUGCUGAAGCUCUUCAAAUCCAACAACAGAGUUCCUGAUGAGCAACUGUUAGAGGACUUCAUGUCAGUGUGUCACAGCAAAAGAUCUCCCGGAAAAGCAGUGGAGCUGGUUCAGCUGUCUGGAGCCUUCUGUCUGUCUGCAACACCAAGGCUGGCAACGCGAGCACUGGCUGAGUUUGAUCUGACUGAGGAACAGAGAGCUGUGUUAUCUGAACUGGAGUCGACAGAACAGCCCUCUGACUGAAGGAGACAACAGUGGGUGAACUACCAUGAUGCUGACCCACUAAUGAAAGAAUCUCACAAAUUCAUGGACUGUGCUUGUGUCAUUAUCUGUGUAAUAAAAAUGUAUGUCACAUAAAUAAAAUCUGAAUCUCUUGUAA
This is a messenger RNA of Epinephelus lanceolatus (giant grouper), 2190 nucleotides long. RefSeq names its product pentatricopeptide repeat domain 3 (gene ptcd3). Lineage: Eukaryota; Metazoa; Chordata; Actinopteri; Perciformes; Serranidae. Gene Ontology annotation, biological process: mitochondrial translation. Gene Ontology annotation, molecular function: rRNA binding; ribosomal small subunit binding; protein binding. The record is from RefSeq and is a predicted model, not a curated record. Gene Ontology annotation, cellular component: mitochondrion.